This is a messenger RNA of Halichondria panicea, 2165 nucleotides long. RefSeq lists its product as uncharacterized. Gene Ontology annotation, molecular function: nucleic acid binding; zinc ion binding. The coding region runs from base 180 to 2159 and encodes 659 amino acids. The record is from RefSeq and is a predicted model, not a curated record. The transcript has a single exon. NCBI's taxonomy places the organism in Eukaryota, Metazoa, Porifera, Demospongiae, Suberitida, Halichondriidae.
CAUGUGGUAUAACUGUAUUUACUAUGUAUGCUGUUUGUAUUUAUCCUUUGUUAGUGUUGUGAUCUUUACCUUAUGAUUUGUGCGCAUGUCUUAUGUUGUCUCGUGUUGAUAAAGCUACAUUGGUACCUGUCUAAUCCCUAAUUCUACAUGGUGUCAGAAGUGGGAUCCCCUCUCUAAAGAUGGCAGGAAGCUUACUACAACCCCCAAAUGCAUUUAGUUUCGAUAAACCAGAAGAAUGGAGUCGCUGGAAAGGAAGGUUCCAACAGUAUCGCAUUGCCUCUGGUCUUUCCACGGAAUCAGGCGAAAGACAGGUCAGUACCCUACUUUACUGUAUGGGAGAAGCGUCAGAAGACAUCCUGAACAUGUCAGGAAUAUCCAAUGAAGAUAAAAAAGUUUUCGACAGCGUCAUCGCGAGAUAUGAUGCCCAUUUCAAGGUUCGAAAGAACGUAAUCUUCGAAAGAGCGUGUUUUAACAGACGUCAACAAGAAAAGGGAGAAUCGAUUGAACUUUUUAUUACUUCCCUACACCAAGCCGCCGACAACUGCGAGUACGGCGCGAUCAAAGAUGAGAUGAUACGGGACCGCCUCGUCGUAGGUAUUCAAGACCAAUCCCUUUCAGAGCGACUACAGAUGGAGGCAGACCUCACAUUGGAGAAAGCAAAGAAACUUGUGCGACAGCGAGAAGCAGUAAAACAACAAGCAGCCCACCUAAAGGGCACUGCCAGUGACCAAUCUGGAUUAGAAGAAGUAAAAACUCGUUACAUACCCAAGAACAAACGAUUCACUAAACCACAGAGCAAAGCACAAACGUGUCAACGAUGUGGAAAAAGUCCUCAUUCAUUUCAACGCUGUCCAGCUAGAGAUGCUGUAUGUUUCAAAUGUGACCGAAAGGGACACUAUGGCUCCCAAUGCCUUUCUAAGGGUGUUGCCGAGAUUACAGAGAACAUGAGCGUACGAGACCCCGACCCCGACAGCGACGAGUUCUACCUAGAUUCUGCACAAACAGGGGAAACAGGAAAAGCAUGGAAGCUCCAGGUGACAGUUAACAGUCUACCAGUGACUUUUAAGGUGGACACAGGUGCCGAAGUCACCGCAGUAUCGGAAAACACCUGGAAAUCAAUGCCACAGACCCCUACCCUCCAAAAAGCCACGAAAACACUCUGCGGACCAGAUUGCAAACCACUCACUCUGCUAGGAGAAACAGAAGUCCAUCUUCAAGUGCAGCAAAGAAAAUGCACUCAAAAAAUUUUCGUUGUGGAAAACCUCCGAAAUAACUUACUCGGCCUCCCAGCGAUUAGAGCACUACAAGUACUCGAACAAGUGGGAGAAAUCCAAGAUGAUUCAGUGGUCCAGCAGUAUCCCGAGAUCUUUAAAGGACUUGGAACUUUUAAAACAGACUGUACGAUACGCCUGAAACCCGAUGCCACCCCGUUUGCCAUAUACGUCCCACGACGUGUGGCACUGCCACAACGCCCUGAAGUCGAAAAGGAGCUACAACGAAUGCAACAACUGGGUGUAAUCUCUAAAGUCAGUGAGCCAACACCAUGGUGUGCGGGAAUGGUCAUUGUUACCAAGCCGUCAGGAAAACUCCGUGUAUGUGUCGACCUAAAACCAUUAAAUGAAAACGUGAUGAGAGAAGUACACCCACUACCUAAAGUUGAUUCCACCCUUGCCCAAAUGGCAGGGGCCAAAGUGUUCACCAAGUUAGACACAAAUAGCGGUUUUUGGCAAGUCCCAUUGUCACAAGAGUCCAGGCUCCUUACUACGUUCCUUACACCAAUUGGCCGAUUUUGCUUCAAUAAGCUACCCUUCGGCAUCAACAGUGCCCCAGAGCAUUUCCAGCGGAAAAUGAACGAGCUUCUAGCUGACAUUCCAGGAGUCCUUGUCCACGUCGACGACAUCCUGAUAUUUGCUGCCACCAGGGACGUGCAUGACCAAAGACUACACGAGGUCCUUAAACGGAUACAAAACGAAGGGCUCACCCUCAACAAAGCCAAAUGUAAAUUCCACCAAUCCAGGAUCGAAUACCUAGGACACAUCAUCGAUAGCGAGGGCAUAUCUCCUGACCCUACAGUGCAACAACCAAAGAGAGUAGAUUUUUUUUUUUGGUACACAUUUUUUACAUUUUGUGGCAUAUCUUCUAAAGUAAAAAUGAUAUGAUCUAUU